Penicillium psychrosexuale is the source of this 1788-nucleotide messenger RNA. RefSeq names its product fungal specific transcription factor domain-containing protein. Gene Ontology annotation, biological process: DNA-templated transcription; positive regulation of transcription by RNA polymerase II. NCBI's taxonomy places the organism in Eukaryota, Fungi, Ascomycota, Eurotiomycetes, Eurotiales, Aspergillaceae. The record is from RefSeq and is a predicted model, not a curated record. Gene Ontology annotation, molecular function: sequence-specific DNA binding; DNA-binding transcription factor activity, RNA polymerase II-specific; zinc ion binding. The coding region runs from base 1 to 1788 and encodes 595 amino acids. The transcript has 5 exons.
AUGGAAAAGAAGAUGGCCCAGAUGUCAUCCCCGCUUACAGACGGAGGACCCUUGUCUUUCGGCGGCGAUGAUCAGCAGGCCUAUACAGAGUCAAGUAUGGGCGGCAAUACGGUGGUAAUGAAUCACGACUCUGGCAUGCCUCAGCAGGAGUCCGACACUGCGACGAGCAUGCCCGGCAACCUGGCCGACUUGCUUUUCCCAGAACCGCCUGCGCCACCCCCUCCACCAUGCUUCGUCGACGAGCUCAAGACGCUCUCACUUGAAGCCACGGCGGAGCGACACCUCGGCUCGACAUCGGGCAUCUCCUUCGCAAGACUCACACAGGUCGUUCUCCGCCGACUGACACCGGAUAAGGCCGACUUCACCUUCGUUAGCGACCGCGGCACGAACUACGCCGGGGCGCCACUAUUCGACUUCAACUCCCCCUCGGACCUCUUGGACCCCUCCCUGUUUGAGGGCCUGAAUGAGUCUGUCUCCACCCAUCCGCUCCUGUUUGGCGAUGUUGUCGUCGCAGACAUCACGGGGUUGUCCAACGACGUCGGCGUGGCUCUGGAUUUGCCGAGCGAUCAGUCACACAUCGAUCAACUAGUGAACUUCUACUUUGCUCAUUCCCACACACUAUAUCCCAUCUUGCACAGGGGCGAGUUUCUGCAGAGCCUGCAGCGCCUCCGUGAUAACCCGCACGAUGCGGCGGCGUGCUCGCCCUUGACCUUAUUCCGCAUCUGGAUGGUUCUCGCCGUUGGGUCCACAGCGUACUGUUCCGUUUCAUUGUCAGAAGAGUCCGAAUCUAGGGUAUAUUACACCAAGGCACUUCAAUAUUUCGAGCAAGCCAUAGCCUAUGGCGAGAUGGCUGCACUGGAGGCCAUCAUGUUACAGGUUUCGUACUCCUUCUUCAACCAGCUAGGUCCAAAUACCUGGUAUCUUGUCGGCAUGGCGGCUCGGCUCGCUGUAGGCAUGGGGUUGCAUUCGUCCUCAAUCUACGCCGGAAUGCCCGUCGACAUGGAGCAGAGACGCAAGCGCAUCUUCUUCUCCAUCUACAUGAUGGAUCGUGUCGUAUCAAAUGCGCUGGGCCGACCCUUUGCUCUUCACGAUGAUGAUAUCAACAUUACGCCCUUUGUCAGUGUAGACGACGAGAAUAUCACACCCGACGGCAUUCGCCCGCCGAGCUCCCUCGAGCCAUCGCUCAUGGCCAUUCCGCUUCACAUACUCGCCCUCCGCAGGAUCGCCGGCAAAAUCACCCGGCAGGUCUAUUCUAACCGACAGGCCGCGUCCCUGAACACGGAGCAGCGCGAGGCCAUCCUACACUCGCUGCACAAGGAGCUCAUAGACUGGCGGCGCGACAUGCCGUUCCCGCUGCCCGACGUCAAUGACCAGGUGCCGCACCUAUGCACCAGCUGGUUCGACUUCAACUACUACUACCACCUAGCCAUGCUCUACCGUCCCUCACCGCUGCUGCCCACCAUGGACCGCGAGCGCGUUAAGACGCUCGCCGAGGCGGCGUCCAUGUCCAUCCGCCAAGCCUUCAACUUGCACCGCCAACACCGGCUCGCCUACAACUGGCUCAACCUGCUGGCCCUCUUCACCGCAACGUUGUCGCGCAUCUACUCGACUACGGUGCUUCCAGAGAACCUCGUCACCAUCCUCAAGGAGACGAGGGCGAUCGAGGACCUGGACCUCGCCAUUGCCUUAUUUGACACGCUAGGCGUCAAGUUCCCGGCCGCGAACAAGAUUAGAGGCAUGAUUGCUGAGAUUUCUAGACGGUAUAAGGACUUGCGUGAUUCCGGUUGA